AUCGGUCACAUCAUGGACUCAGAACCAUCCGCGGAAGCGUUUCCCUUCCCCGUAUCCAUCAACAGGACCGACUUCAAAACCUUUGACCAGUCGAACAUCGAUGAGUUCCUCUACAAGUACCACAGAUACACGUCUAUAGACGUCCUCAUCAAAGAGCUCUCAGCACUCUCGAAAGAGCUCAACCAGAGCCUCUUGGACUUGGUCAACAGCGACUACGACGACUUCAUACGGCUCGGAAAGUCCAUCAACGGUGGUGUGGAGCUCAUCGACUCUGUCUCGUCCGAUUUGAAAUCUUUCAAGCUCGACCUAGUUGGCCACGCCUCGAAACUCGAGCAGUCUCAAGAAGCGAUUGGGAGCUAUCUACGCAAGCGUGAAGCCUUGGUAUAUGUUAAGACCCUUGCCAAGCUCAAUGUCUUGCUAAACGACCAAACAACCAGCUUCGAGCUUACCCUUCUGGCUGAUGACAAUACCGUUCCAGAGAAGAUCACCAAGUUGCGUACGUUGACGGGAUUGUACUUGUCGAUAUCGAACUUUUUCGCAUACUUGACAUCCUCUAGUCCAUCCAAGGAGGGACUUGAUACACAAUUGACUAGUGAAUUCACCACCAACUAUCUUACCAAUAAGAUCUCCUCAUUGAAGUUGGAGUUCAAGAGCUACUUGGACGCCACUCUCUCCAUUAUCAAGGUCAAUAGCACAGCAGAUUCAAGGGACUUGGCAUUGUUGGUGCUUAAUGUGUACAAGAUCAUCGGACACGAGGGGGAUGUGGUGGCUGCGUUGAAGAGAUAAAGACACCAACAUUGUAUGCCUUUAUUCUUGUCUGAGAGUCCAUCACCUAACUGGGCUCUUCAUGGGAGAUCUGGCAAUAUGUCACUGGUGGCAUCCAUAUCAUCCUGGCCCGUCACUACUCACUGCCUUGUCUUUUUAUGCCAAUGGGAAGUGUAUUAUAAUCUAGGUAUAUUUCAAUAGAAAGGAAAAAUUCAAAAUUGCUAGUUGGCACUAAGCAUACGCGCUUCAUAGAAUUGACAUGGCCAGAAUAACCAUUUGAGAGAAUAAUUGGCAUCCACAACUCUUAUAGUUACAAAUAAAGUAGCAAAAAUUCAUAAAAUAGACUGAUUAUCUGCCUGAAAUUG
Suhomyces tanzawaensis NRRL Y-17324 is the source of this 1130-nucleotide messenger RNA. RefSeq names its product Golgi transport complex subunit. Gene Ontology annotation, cellular component: COG complex; membrane. The coding region runs from base 13 to 786 and encodes 257 amino acids. The transcript has a single exon. NCBI's taxonomy places the organism in Eukaryota, Fungi, Ascomycota, Pichiomycetes, Serinales, Debaryomycetaceae. Gene Ontology annotation, biological process: protein transport; Golgi organization; intra-Golgi vesicle-mediated transport. The record is from RefSeq and is a predicted model, not a curated record.